Molecule: messenger RNA, 2427 nt
Organism: Passer montanus (Eurasian tree sparrow)
Lineage: Eukaryota; Metazoa; Chordata; Aves; Passeriformes; Passeridae
Gene: ZFP64
Product: ZFP64 zinc finger protein
Exons: 6
Biological process (GO): regulation of gene expression
Cellular component (GO): nucleus
Source: RefSeq, a predicted model, not a curated record
CCGCGCCGUGUCCCCGCAGUCCCCGGCAGCACCACGGUGCUGGUGGAGCUGACGCCCGACAUCCACAUCUGCGGCAUCUGCAAGCAGCAGUUCAACAACCUGGACGCCUUCGUGGGGCACAAGCAGAGCGGCUGCCAGCUCACCAGUGCCACGGCCGGCGCCACCAGCACCGUCCAGUUCGUGUCCGAGGAGACCGUGCCCAGCACACAGGCUCAGAGCACGAGCAGGACCAUCGCCUCCGAGACACAGACCAUCACAGUUUCUGCCCCAGAGUUUGUUUUUGAGCAUGGCUACCAAACCUACCUGCCCAGUGAGAGCACAGAGCCUCCAGCUGCUGCUGUCGUCUCCACACCACCAAAAGCAAGGUCCAAGAAACCCUCCUCCUCAGUGCCCCUGAAGAAACUCAGCUGCCUGUACCCAGGGUGCCAGUUCAAGACUUCCUAUGGUAUGAAGGAUCUGGAACGUCAUCGGCGAACACACACAGGAGACAAGCCCCACAAGUGCGAGGUGUGCAGCAAGUGCUUCAGCCGCAAGGACAAGCUGAAGAUGCACAUGCGCUCGCACACGGGCGUGAAGCCCUACAAGUGCAAGCACUGCGAGUACGCGGCGGCCGACAGCAGCAGCCUCAACAAGCACCAGCGCAUCCACUCCAACGAGCGCCCCUUCAAGUGCCAGAUCUGCCCCUACGCCAGCCGCAACUCCAGCCAGCUCACCGUGCACCUGCGCUCGCACACAGCCUGCGAGUACGCGGCGGCCGACAGCAGCAGCCUCAACAAGCACCAGCGCAUCCACUCCAACGAGCGCCCCUUCAAGUGCCAGAUCUGCCCCUACGCCAGCCGCAACUCCAGCCAGCUCACCGUGCACCUGCGCUCGCACACAGGAGAUGCCCCUUUCCAGUGCCAGCUGUGCCCCGCCAAGUUCAAGAUCAACUCGGACCUGAAGCGGCACCUGCGGGUGCACUCGGGGGAGAAGCCCUACAAGUGCGAGUUCUGCGAGGUGCGCUGCGCCAUGAAGGGCAACCUGAAAUCCCACGUGCGCAUCAAGCACAGCAUGGAGAACACCCUCAAGUGCCCCGAGUGCGACUUCCAGUGCGGCAACAAGACCAGCCUGAGGCACCACAUCCGCAGCCACCAGCCCGAGCAGCCCGUCAAGUGCUCCGAGUGCAGCUACUCGUGCUCCAGCAAGGCGGCCCUCAAGGUGCACGAGCGCAUCCACGGCAAGGAGCGCCCCUUCAAGUGUGACUUCUGCACCUUCGACACCAAGCAGCGCAGCAACCUCACCACCCACGUCCGCAAGGCCCAUGGCGACAAGGCCAAGGGCAGGAAGCACUCGCUGGACAAGAAGGAAGGAGAGAGGCCGAAGCAGGGCGGCUCCAGGCAGGUUGCCAAGCUGGAUGCCAAGAAGGCCUUUAAGUGUGACCUGUGCGACGCGUCCUUCGUGCGGGAGGACUCCCUGCGCAGCCACAAGAAGCAGCACAGCCUGUACAACGGCUCCAAGGGCGGCGAGCUGGCCGUGCUGCAGCUCCAGAUGGAUCCCGGCCGCCAGCCCAGCGCCCCCAUCACCGUCAGCCACCUCCAGGUGCCGCUUCAGGCCGCUCAGGUGGCCCCGUACAACGAGGGCAGAGUCAAGAUCAUCGUGGGCCACCAGGUGCCUCAGGCCAACAGCAUCGUCCAGGCCGCCUCUGUGAACGUGGUGCCCCCGGGGCUGCUGGGCACGGGGCAGGAGGAGGUGCUGGGCAGCGGCCGCCUGCAGCUGCUGGGCCAGGUCAGCGUGCUGGCCCCGGCCCCGGUGGCCGCGGGGGACGCGGGGCCCGUGGCGGAGCCGGCCGUGCUGCUGAGCGCCCAGGAGCAGGGCGAGGGCAGCGCCCUGCACCAGGCCCUGCUCCCCGGGGCUGCCCCCGGGCACGAGCCCCCCGCCAGCCAGGCCUUCAUCACCAGCUCCGGCAUCAGCUGCUCCGACCUGGAGGGGCUCAACGCCCUCAUCCAGGAGGGGGCCACGGAGGUGACCGUGGUCAGUGACGGCGGGCAGAGCAUCACCGUGUCCACGGCUGCUCCUCCUCCCCCCAUCUUCUCGUCCUCCUCCCACACGGAGGGCCCCAAGCAGAGCUAUUCCAUCAUCCAGAGUGGGGCUCACACGGCACUGCUGUGUCCCGCAGACUCCAUCCCCGAUUACACUGCUCUCUCCUGGGGCACUGCUGAGCCUGCCAGGAACGCGCAGCACACAGCUGAACUCAGGAUUUGUCCUCCAGGGCACCUUCCACUUCCUCACUGUGUUUGUACACUGAAGUAUCUUGUGUGUGAGGAGGAGGAGGUGUUUGUAUUUCUGUGCCUGUGCUGCAGUCAGAGGCCCUGCUCCUUGGAAAGCAGCUGUUGCCAGUGUCCCCAAGCAGUGACACCCCCAGUCUGGCUCCUGGACUGUGCUGCCUGA